Messenger RNA from Homalodisca vitripennis (glassy-winged sharpshooter), 902 nucleotides. Its product is annotated as zinc finger protein 513-like. Gene Ontology annotation, cellular component: nucleus. NCBI's taxonomy places the organism in Eukaryota, Metazoa, Arthropoda, Insecta, Hemiptera, Cicadellidae. The coding region runs from base 142 to 759 and encodes 205 amino acids. Gene Ontology annotation, biological process: regulation of transcription by RNA polymerase II. Gene Ontology annotation, molecular function: DNA-binding transcription factor activity, RNA polymerase II-specific; RNA polymerase II transcription regulatory region sequence-specific DNA binding. The record is from RefSeq and is a predicted model, not a curated record. The transcript has a single exon.
UACAAGUGUUCCCUGUGUACCUUUAGCUGUACUAGUAGUAGAGAUUUAAAAAUACAUAUACUAACCCACAAAGGUGAGAAACCUUACAAGUGUUCCCUCUGCAACUACGGCUAUACUACAAGUGGACAUCUAAAAAUACAUAUGUUAACCCACACAGGCGAGAAACCCUACAAGUGUUCCCUUUGUAAAUAUGCAUCUACAUCAAGUCAAAAUUUUAAAAGACAUACUUUAACCCAUACAGAUGAGAAACCUUACAAGUGUCCCCUUUGCGACUAUGGCUGUAAUAGUAGUAAAGAAUUAAAAAUACAUAUAUUAUCCCACACAGGUGAGAAGCCGUACAAAUGUGCCCUGUGCACCUAUGGCUGUACUACUAGUAGAGAUUUAAAAGCACACAUACUCACCCACUCAGGUGAGAAACCUUACAAGUGUUCUCUGUGCAACUAUGGCUGUGCAAGAAAAUGGUCUUUAAAAUUACAUAUACUAACCCACACAGACGAGAAACCAUACAAGUGUUCCCAGUGCAACUAUGGUUGUACUAGAAGAUGUUAUUUAAAAAUCCAUAUGUUUACCCACACAGGUGAAAAACCUCACAAGUGUUCCCUAUGCAAUUAUGGAUGUACUACUAGUAGAGAUUUAAAAAGUCAUGUAUUAACCCACACAGGCGAGAAACCGUUCAAGUGUUCCCUGUGCAACUAUGCCUGUACUAAAAGUGGACAUCUAAAAAGACAUGCAUUAACUCACUCUUGUGAAAAACUUUAAACAUUAACUAUGCAGCUAUGUGUGUAGUAACAGUAAGGUUUUACUGUGUAAAAGCUUUUAACAGUAGAUUCUACACUAUAAAUAUAUAUUGAAUAAAAUGUUGCCAACUUAAAUAAAAACAUUUUUUCCCAAACCUUAAUUUU